Messenger RNA from Apus apus (common swift), 1864 nucleotides. RefSeq names its product NUBP iron-sulfur cluster assembly factor, mitochondrial (gene NUBPL). Gene Ontology annotation, biological process: mitochondrial respiratory chain complex I assembly; iron-sulfur cluster assembly. The record is from RefSeq and is a predicted model, not a curated record. NCBI's taxonomy places the organism in Eukaryota, Metazoa, Chordata, Aves, Apodiformes, Apodidae. Gene Ontology annotation, cellular component: mitochondrion. The coding region runs from base 17 to 1003 and encodes 328 amino acids. Gene Ontology annotation, molecular function: ATP binding; 4 iron, 4 sulfur cluster binding; ATP-dependent FeS chaperone activity. The transcript has 11 exons.
GGGGGCGGCGGCGGCCAUGGGGGCUCCCGCCUGGCGCUGGGCGCUGCGGGCCGCACGCGGCCCCGUGGGCGGCGGGAGAGCUGCCGCGGCGCCGCGGCGCCUCCCGGGCUGCGGGGCUGCCGCCUGCGCCGCUCCGCUGGCCGACGCCGCGUCCUCAAGCUCCAGGGAUGAGGCUCUAAGGGACAGACGCGCCCGGAUCCUGUCGCGCGGGCUGCCGAAACAGAAGCCCAUAGACGGAGUUAAGCAGGUGGUGGUCGUGGCUUCUGGAAAAGGGGGUGUCGGAAAAUCAACAACAGCAGUGAAUACAGCCCUUGCCCUAGCAGCAAAUGAUUCGACAAAAGAAGUUGGUUUACUUGAUGCAGACAUAUAUGGACCUUCAAUUCCAAAGAUGAUGAACUUAAAAGGAAACCCAGAAUUAACACCAAAAAAUCUAAUGAGGCCUCUUAAGAACUAUGGAAUCGCAUGCAUGUCUAUGGGUUUCUUGAUGGAAGAGACUGCGCCGGUUGUGUGGAGAGGGCUCAUGGUAAUGUCAGCUGUUGAGAAGCUGUUGAGACAGGUUGACUGGGGCCAACUGGACUAUUUAGUAAUUGACAUGCCACCUGGGACUGGAGAUGUACAGCUGUCAGUCUCGCAGAAUAUUCCGAUUGCAGGAGCUGUGAUCGUCUCCACUCCACAAGAUGUAGCUUUAUUGGAUGCAUGCAAAGGAGCUGAAAUGUUUAGGAAAGUCCAUGUGCCUGUUUUAGGACUGGUUCAAAAUAUGAGUGUUUUCCAGUGUCCGAAAUGUAAGCAUAAGACACACAUUUUUGGAGCUGAUGGUGUAAGAGAUCUAGCAAAAACCCUUGGAUUGGAUAUUUUAGGUGACAUUCCACUGCAUGUUAAUAUACGGGAGACGUGUGAUUCAGGACAGCCUGUUGUGGUCUCACAGCCUCAGAGUGAUGCCGCUAAAGCCUAUCUAAAGAUAGCUAUGGAAAUAGUAAGACGACUGCCAGUACCUCCUGUUUGAAGUGUUUAUCACUGAAACUUAGCAAAAAAGCAAUCUUUUGGUGCUACCAAUGCAGAAGAGUCCUGCUGCCUAAAUACAUGGAUGCUAUAUUUUACUUCUAAGUUCUUUGUUAGGUGUAAAUUUACCAGAGGUUAAGUUAUGAUUGAGGUAUUUACUGUUUUUCAAAUUGCUGUUUUGCCAAGUCCAAAUGGAUUGAGGUAUGCAAGAGAUGAUGGACAAUAUAUAACUGCUGUCUUAUAACAUCAUCAGGCAAGAAAGGAUGAAGCACAUUUUUCAUGUGUCCCAUUUUAAGGUGAAGAAUGAAAAGAACCACUCCAGCCAAGCACAGUGAUGAGAGGGAUGCCAAGGCAUAAAUCCUGCUUUAAAAAUUACAUUUGCAAUACCUUGAUUUCUGUCAAUUUUGGUUCAACAUUUUACUUGGUUGACUACCAAGCUGACCUUAAGUUCUGCAAAAUUUUAAGAAGUAAUUUUAGUUAUGUAACUGCAAUAUUUUUCUGUAUUCAUCUUAGAAGAAAAAUAAAAAUUGCAUAUGCUUGGAAGAGUUCUUGUGAUGAAUCAUGAGCAUAUUAAUUCAUUAUUGGAUAAUCUUCAAUCAUGAAGCAAUUCACAGUUUAGUGGAAAAUAGAUUAGAUGACCCUAAGGCUUAUUUCUUGACUGCUUUGCAUUAUAAUGGACCCCAACAGAAGACUAGGUAACUAAGGUCUUCAGUGAAGGCCAGAUGUUGUGCCUGAGUUCAGUUUACCAAGAGAUACUAAUAAUAAAACCUAAAUUUAUUAUUGUGUAUUCCUAUGUCAGUGCAGCAACUUGGAAUUUGAUUAUAAAAAUGUAUUUUUCAAGUAAAGAAAACUUUGAUCAUCAAAA